Aspergillus alliaceus is the source of this 1104-nucleotide messenger RNA. RefSeq lists its product as uncharacterized. The transcript is spliced from 5 exons. The coding region runs from base 1 to 1104 and encodes 367 amino acids. The record is from RefSeq and is a predicted model, not a curated record. NCBI's taxonomy places the organism in Eukaryota, Fungi, Ascomycota, Eurotiomycetes, Eurotiales, Aspergillaceae.
AUGCUAGCCGGUCAGGCGCCCAAGGCCAUUGCGAUCAUGUGGGUGAUGGUGUUCAUUUCCUUCAUUUUCGUGCCUCUACGGCUCUACACCCGGAUCUUCGUCCUCAAGGCGUUGGGGCUGGACGAUCAUGUGUUCAACUUGGGUUGGGUGUGUCUCCUGCUGUAUACCAUUUUCACCACCAUUGCCGGGAAGCAUGGAUUUGGACAGCCCAUUACCAACCUGGAGAUGGAUGAAGCAGUCCAAGCCGUUUACAUGGAGAUGGUUGGACAGACAUUUGCGGUGCUGGGGAUGGCCAUUGCAAAGCUUUCUUUGGGGAUCUUCCUCCUCCGGAUCGUCGUGAAAAGAUGGCAUCGAGUCUCCAUUUGGAUUUCGAUGGUCAGCCUGUCGCUUGUCUCGGUGUUGACCGCGAUCAUCUUCUGGACCCAGCGCCUUCCAUCCAACUCAAUUUACGAUCCGCGCGUGCCCGGGCGUACUGUCGUCUCCGUGACUCCCUUCUCUGUAUUACUCGGCUCAUGGUGUGCCGCUGUCGACUUCUACUUCGCCAUUCUCCCGUGGAUCUUCAUUUGGGAGCUGAAUAUGAAAUUCAAGGAGAAGAUGACGAUCGCGAUCAGUUUAAGCCUUGGAUUCAUAGCCGGCAUCUGCGGGAUUAUUCGUACCAUUGAUUUGGGCGGGUUAUCGAGUGCCAACUACACCGAGGACACGGUUCCCUUGAUCAUCUGGUCGGCGGUCGAGCUCGCGGCGACGCUCAUCUGCGUAGGCAUUCCCACCGUCCGUCCCCUUUACCGUCGCAUUGUGCACGGAUCCAGUGCGAAAGAAUCCCACGAAGGCUACAAACAACAGGAUGAAAGGAGCAGUGGCAGUGGUAGUGGUAACCGGGGCAAACCCACCUUUUCGAUGCCCAUGAGGAAUUUCGCUCGGGCCGGUCGUAAGGACGAGUUAUUGACCACGAUCACCAGUACCGUCGCUAUGCCUGAGCCUGAGGAACAUCAUGGCCAGACCGGGCAACAGGACGAAGAGGCUCUCGUGGCCAGUGCUCAGCAAGAGAAUUCGCAAUAUCUGGAUCGUAUUCGCAUUCAGCAGGAGGUGCAUGUCGACAGGAAUUAG